UCUCUUUCCACCUCGACCACCUCGCUGCCAUGUCCAUGCUCGUACGCCCCAGGGCAAUUCCUCGCAUCGCCCCGAUACUCGCCCCACAACGCCCGUCCAAGCGGUUCAACAGCUCCUCAACAGCGUCUACAUCUUCACCUGUAUCGCAUGUGGCUUCUGCAGUCGCCGACACAGCCCAUUCCCUUGCGGACAAGUUCCGCGAAGCUGCGAGGUUUAUCAACAGCCCAUCGUACGAUGGAGUGGAGGAGAAGGGUCUGAGGAUGUUGGUGUUUGGAAAGCCGGGAAGUGGAAAGGGUACUUUGAGCUCAAGACUCGUUAAAGAGUACGAUAUCUCAUUUGUCUCCACCGGCGAUGUGCUUCGUAAAGAGAUUGCGGCCAAGUCAGAGGUCGGUCGGAAGGCCGAAGCUGUUGUCGCUUCUGGAGGCCUUGUGUCAGACGAGUUGAUGUUGGAGAUUGUGAAAGCUGAGCUUGACCGGUUAAAAGGAAAGAGCUGGAUCAUCGAUGGCUUUCCUCGCACUUUACACCAAGGCGAGCUUAUUGACACAGUCCUCAACCAGGAGAACCGUCCGUUGAACAUGGUGGUCCACCUCAACGUCCCUGACUCUGUCAUCAUGGCCCGUAUAGCAGCGCGAUGGGUCCAUCUCCCUUCUGGUAGAGUUUACAACACGACCUACUCUGCGCCCAAAGUGCCGGGAAAGGAUGAUGUGACUGGGGAACCUCUGACGAAGCGACCGGAUGAUACACCUGAAACGUUCUCCAAGCGUUUGCAAGCUUACUAUGAGUCGACUGCUCCGCUACUCAAGUACUUUGAAGAGACGUACCCCGAAUCACUCCAUUCGAUAAGUGGUUCAUCUUCCGAUGAGCUCUGGCCCCAACUCGUCGAGCUCAUUGAACCCUUCAACCUCCGGCGCCGCCAGACUCCAGCCGAGAAGGGGCGUGUGGAUGCAGAAAAGGUAAGGAAGCAAGCGGAUGAUUUGAGGGAUAGUAGAGAGGUGGACGUUCCCGGAGAAGGGAAAAAAGUCGUUGCUCGAUGAGGGAUGAGUGUUGAGGUGGGGCUUAUCCUCCAGUGCCAGGGACGGACGUUGGGGGGGGAAAGAUUGGAGAGGCAUGCGGGGCCGCCUGGACUAGGGAAACCAACAGUUGUAGCUGUACAUAAGACAUGUAAGGGAGAAUAC
This is a messenger RNA of Cryptococcus deneoformans JEC21, 1175 nucleotides long. RefSeq names its product adenylate kinase, putative. Bases 30 to 1034 code for a protein of 334 amino acids. Gene Ontology annotation, molecular function: ATP binding; AMP kinase activity. The transcript is spliced from 10 exons. The record is from RefSeq and is a predicted model, not a curated record. Gene Ontology annotation, biological process: nucleobase-containing compound metabolic process. Gene Ontology annotation, cellular component: mitochondrion; cytoplasm. NCBI's taxonomy places the organism in Eukaryota, Fungi, Basidiomycota, Tremellomycetes, Tremellales, Cryptococcaceae.